Pipra filicauda (Wire-tailed manakin) is the source of this 1133-nucleotide messenger RNA. RefSeq names its product osteopontin-like. Gene Ontology annotation, biological process: osteoblast differentiation; positive regulation of bone resorption; ossification. The transcript is spliced from 7 exons. NCBI's taxonomy places the organism in Eukaryota, Metazoa, Chordata, Aves, Passeriformes, Pipridae. Gene Ontology annotation, molecular function: extracellular matrix binding. The record is from RefSeq and is a predicted model, not a curated record. The coding region runs from base 200 to 964 and encodes 254 amino acids.
UUUUCCGCCACAUGGGGAUUGGUGGCUGUGCUUGGGACAGGGUUUAAAUUCCCCAAGGUCAGAGAUGUCAGGCAGUCAGGGGACAAGGGGAGAAGGACAGAGCUUCUGGGAGCCAACUGACUUGAGCUGCUGCUGGGAUCACUAGGAGUGCUCUUGCUGCAGCUGACUCCUCCAGCACCAGAAAAGGUAAAACAUCACAAUGAAGGUGGCAGUUCUGUGUUUAUGCCUUAUCAGCAUCACCACUGCAUGGCCAGUGAGUAAAUCCAAGCAGCAUGCCAUUUCUGCCAGCUCCGAAGAAAAAUAUGACCCCAGGGGCCAUCACUUGCACAGAUAUCACCAUGACCGUGGGAAUUCUCAGUCUUGGGAGAGUCAGCAGCACACACAGACUGACCUGGCAUCACCUCAGCAGACCCUUUACUCUUCAGAAGAAAGCGUGGAUGUCCCAGUGGAACCGCACUUUCCUGAUGUGUCAAGCAAAAGCCAUGAAGAUGUGAAUGACAAUGAUGAUGACGAUAAUGAUUCCAAUGACACGGAUGAAUCCGAUGAGGUUGUCACGGGUUUUCCCACAGACAUUCCAGUCACUGUACCAUUCCCCCCAUUCCCUUUCACCCGGGGAGACAACGCCGGCAGAGGCGACAGCGUGGCCUACAGGAUGAGGGCAAAGGCUGCACUGGUGAAGUCUAUCAAACUCCGCAAAGAUGCAAAAAAGGUCAUGUAUGAUGCCACUGUGGAAGAUGAGAGCGAUCUGGAUGCAGACAGCCAGCGAGCAGGGUUCUCCCAGGAGGAUUCUGCUUCCCGCCGCUCCCUGGAGAAGCAUGCCAUCAGUGUGGAAUGGUCUGACAAGAGCCACGGGCAGGACAGCAGCGAGCUGGACAGCAAUCAGCCUGACCGGAGCAUGGAAAACGACAGCAGGCAGAAAUUCGACAGGCAUGAGGCACACACAGCUGCACAGGUUUUCCAGUGAUGUAUCUUGAAGCAGCAUUGUCAUUGAGGAAACCUGCUGAACUCAGCCUUUGGGUAUUAAACCCCUUGAGGAAGCCGCCUUACCUCUUCCAGAGCUGUGAUCUCCUCCUGCCCAAUUUCACUAUCAUGAUACUGCUUCAGGCCAAAGAAGUUGCAAAGAACUGCUACAA